This is a messenger RNA of Plodia interpunctella (Indianmeal moth), 2598 nucleotides long. RefSeq lists its product as uncharacterized. The transcript is spliced from 3 exons. NCBI's taxonomy places the organism in Eukaryota, Metazoa, Arthropoda, Insecta, Lepidoptera, Pyralidae. The record is from RefSeq and is a predicted model, not a curated record. Bases 373 to 606 code for a protein of 77 amino acids.
UUCGCUUGUGGCAAACUGUACGACAACGUGUGUCUGUAUUAAUGUUUUUGUGUCUUUUUUCUCACAAACUAACGAAUUCAUCGUAUAAUCGAACCAAGAAGAGUUGAUUGCGUGUGUAUAAUUGAUAUUAUUGCGCACUUAUAUAUUAUAUUAUAUUAAUUAUUUAAAAAAAAUUAGACUAUUAAUGGGAUAUUGUUGUAAAUUGAUUUUGUAUGACCGUCAUUUUCGGAUAUGGACAUAUUUAGUUGUGUAAAGGUGUUUUAAGUUCGGAAAGUGAUGAGAUCAGCUCCUCCUUAAGUCACACCCGACUUAAGGAGGAAUUAUUAUUUGCAGAUAAUUACAUUUUCUACGGGAUCUGACUUAAUCGACACAAUGCCUCCAUCUAAAGACUCUGCGUGCAACAAGAGCCAGUACAGUCGGUCAUUUAGCAGUGGUAACAGUGGCAUGAGCAUGUCUGCACGAGUGUACCACCCCGCCACCAACCUGAUGCCGCUCACACCACCCCACUCGCCCACAGGAAUAGCCCCAAGCUUCUCCACUUCGAGGUCCAACGGGACCACACCCGCGUGGGGGCGACAGAACAGUACCAAUGGGAAAUACUCGUGACGUGGUUGGAUAUUAUAGGUGUAUGGACCACCGCAUCGCGUAAUAACGUAGUGUUGAAAUACUUUUCGCUGUGUUAUUAGCUAAUAAAUAGAUUUAUCUUUAUCAUCGGUUACGUUUAUGUCCAUCCUCAAUCUGGUAGUUUCAGAUUUUAGCCAGUCUGGACCCGUAUGUCAUCGAACUUUGAUAUAAAUAAAAAGUGAUAUUUGAACAAAAAAAAAAUAUGACUUCAACGAAAAAGUGUCUCGAACUUCAACGAAAACUUGAAAGUCGGUCGCACUAGUCAAUUGUGACGUUAACUUUAAUCUGAUCACUCUGAUGUCUGUAUAUAAAAUGGCGUAGUUUUCGUUUAUCUGCGCAGGUCAAAGUUGACUGGUGCAACCCACUCUAAAAAGUAUUUUGCUUUCGAAGACAUUGAUAUAACGAGAGUUUCUAUUAUUAUAAAAUAAAUAUAUUUCAUAAAAUAAAAUAUACACGCGCUCGUACCGUGUACCGGACGUAAUAUAAAAAGGUACGUGCGCGUGUAAUCCCCGAGAAAUUAGGAAAUUUGAAAAAUGUCAACGCUCACACUAUUUUAUAAUGUGUAUAUAUAGGUUAAAACAUAUGUAAUAUUAUAAAUAAUCAAUGCAUUUAUAGUCGGUUGGUUUGUAGACAGAAGAUUUUUCACACACGAUAAUGAUUUUUUAUCUGUAUUUAUUUAAGUUAAUGUCAAAGUUCUCUUCUUUAUGAAUCUCAAAGAAAUGGUCAUUGUAAUUUGUGCAUGUGUAAUUUUCAUUAUAUUUAGUUAGUUUAAUUAAAAUAAAACAGGUUCGGUUUCAACAGUAAAUAACUUCAACCUGCGCGCAAUUACGCAAAGUACCUACGUCUCAUCGGCGGCGGCGGCGCGCUGGUUAAAGUCAAAGUUAACUGGAAUAACCGAUCCAUAAAUUAAGACUAUACGUUUCAAAGUAUAGACUUUCAACUAUAAUCUGUAGAUUAUGAAAUUAUAAUCAAAAGGCGACACAAAUAUCAAUGAUAAAUAUAACAAUCAAUCACCAACUGACUGAUAAGUUACUGAUUAAAAACUUUGUUUGGCCUGUCUAAAUCGUACGUAAAUAAUUAGUUAUUGUAUACUAAUUAACAUGUAAUUAUUACGUGCGUCCGUUCUUGACUUAUUUUUGUCUAUAUCUCUGGCUUCAGUAUCAUACUGCGGUGAAACCUGUACUAAAUUUUAAGUUAGACCAUUUGCUAUAAAAACUGCAUCAAAUUUUAUCCAGUACAUUUCACGUGACGGACAAGACAGACAGACAAGAAUAAAAAAAUAAUAAUUGUUUUACCAUAAACAUUUAUCCGUAAUACAUAUAUCUCCUUAAAGUUUUAUUAUAUGUACCUAUGGAUUGUAAAAUAUUAGUUACAAUAUUUGAAUAAAGACGACAUUUUUUGUUUUAUCUCUCUCUCUCUCUCUCUCUCUCACUUUUCCACCUAUAGAAAACUAGUAUGAUUUUUUAACUAUAAAUUUCCAUAUUUCUUUUUGUUCCAAGACACACGCCUACCUCAAUUGAUUUGGUAAAUUUAGUUGUAUUUAUAACAUAAUCAUUUUCAACCCCUAUUUGUUUUUGUAAAAUGCAUUUUGAAAGUUACCAAUUAUUUAGAUUGCAUAAUUUAGACAAUUAUUAUUGUAAAUAAUUUUAUGUAAUCCAAUGUGCGAAUGUAUGAUAUUAUGUAUGAAAUGUGGAAUAAAAUUUAGUUAAAUAUGUAAUUACUUAUAAUUUUGUUUUACUUUAGGUACAAAUUCAUUUACACUCUCAGGAUUAUAAUUACUAGCGAAUGUGUGGCUCAGUGGCCGUGGAAGAAGCACAGAUGAGAGAGAAAUCCCUGAAUAGUUUCAUUAGUUAUAAUAUCACCACUCUUGCCCGCGACUACGCCCGCAAAAAUUAGCACUGUCCAGCUCUCCAACUAUUUUUAUACAAAAAAAUCAUCUCAGUCCAAUGUUUUGAAGUGAAAAAAGACAAAUAA